AUGUCGAGCCACCCGCGCGAGCACCGCCCCGUCACGGCGAUGGACUGGGCCGCUCUGGCGCUCGGCGACCACUCCGCCCUCCGCACGGGCGCGCCGCUGCGCGCGCCGGUUUACAGGGGUGCUGGCGCUCCGGCUCCAGCCGAGAGCCUGAGUGAGCCGCUGAUCACCGCCCCUGGCCCGGCGAUUGAGGACUUUCCCAGCCUGAUGGACGCGGUUGCGCCUCCUCCGGCGACGACCGCGUCCGGCUACAAGCGGAUCCCGGAGUCGGAGCGCGUGCAGGCGGCAGUCGAGGCGGCGUGCGUUGCCGCCGAGGCCAGAAUGGGGAAGAAUGCGGAGGGCAUCGUCUCGUGCCUGCGCUUCUCGGCGCCCGCGAUCGGCGUCGGCUGGCGGGUCCUCUUCGUGCUGGUCAAGCUCUACGUGUGGCUCUUCAAGGUGGGGUACUGGGUGUACGAGCGGCUGCCAAAGGCGCUCGCCCGCUUCAUCUUCGGGCUGACGCUCGCCAUGUUCGGCGGGACCUACGUCGUCACCCUCGCCGCGGUCGAAGGCUUCCACAAGCUCGGUGGCGCCAAGCUGUGGGGUGAGAUCGUGUACAUCUACGAGCAGGUGCUCAUUGUCGAGGCGGCGAGCACCAAGGACGACGACCGUGACGAGGACGCGGACGGCAUCGCGGACGUGGACCAGAUCGCGCCGCACGAGCUGCUCCGGCGCAAGACGGUGGUCGCAAUGGAGGCCAUAACAGAGCCCGACCGACUGCAGACGGCCGUGGGCGCUUUCUGGACCGCCUAUCUGGCGCGUGCCUCAGCGGUGCUGGCCUCGCUGAAGGUCAUGUUCGCGCGGACGGUGGCGCUGGCGCUCGGGAUCGCCGAGAUGCUCAACCUGCCGUGCACGCGGGUGCUCGCGCCCGUCAUCGCCCUGUGCCUUGGCCCAAAGACCAAGCACUGGGCCCCGACGAUCGUCUCGAGCAUGAUCAACGUCAUCGCCAUCAUCUUCGCGUGGUACAUCCAGAUGGUCAUCUCGGCCUUCUACUCGGGGCUGCGCGGGGGGCGCAUCGCUGGCAACGCCUUUGUGGACCUCGUCUCCUUCACAAAGGUCGAGAUACUUUGCGACUCGCUGCGCGACGGGUUUUGCCCCAACGCGGAGUUUCUCAACUUUUUCAACAACAAGAUUGGCGGUGAGGGGCUGGAGCAUGUGAUGCAGUUCCUCAAGGAGCGCGAGAGAGACAAGAGCAAGAUCCUGCCAAAGCUGAACCGCGUACGCGUGGGCAAGAACAAGCUGUCGUCCGAGCAGCAGCAGGCGCUGAAGGAGCUCUGCUCGGAGCUCGGCCUCAAGUGUGAGACGUGA
Emiliania huxleyi CCMP1516 is the source of this 1341-nucleotide messenger RNA. RefSeq lists its product as hypothetical. The transcript has 2 exons. The record is from RefSeq and is a predicted model, not a curated record. NCBI's taxonomy places the organism in Eukaryota, Haptophyta, Isochrysidales, Noelaerhabdaceae. Bases 1 to 1341 code for a protein of 446 amino acids.